Molecule: messenger RNA, 2616 nt
Organism: Miscanthus lutarioriparius
Lineage: Eukaryota; Viridiplantae; Streptophyta; Magnoliopsida; Poales; Poaceae
Source: the annotation of a GenBank genome assembly
AUGGUCUCUGAGUUUGCUGGGGUCAAUGUGACCACCCAGCAGAUUUACAAUCACCUGAGAAAGUGGAGACAAAGGUGGGUUAAGGUUGUUAUGCUCAAGGAUUUGAGUGGUGCUCUAUGGGAUGAGGACCACCAUAUGAUAGUACUUGAUGAUGAACACCUGCUAGGCCACACCAAGGACCAUCCUGCUAAUGCUAAGUUCUUGAACAUACCAAUAGAGAACUAUGUUCAGAUGGAGGCCAUCUUUGGUGGUAACCAGGCAAUAGGCAGGUAUGCAAUGGGCUCAAAUGAGCCUCUGGGUACUUCAACCGACAUUGGCCAAGGUGAUAUUGAUACUGUUGAGGACAACACUGACUUCGGUGGCACAGAGGCUGAGUCUAGAAAGGGAACUACUUCUGGUAUGGAAGGCUCUAAGGGUUCUGAUGUCAAGGGCCAGGAGGAAAGGGGUGGCAAGAGAAGGAAGCUUGCCCUAGAGGAAAUAGACCUCAUGAAUGGAAUGAUCAAGGCUGUGGAGUCUGUAGGAGAUGCCCUCAAGACUCCACAGCAUAAUAAGAGGCAAAUGGCUUGGUAUGUUGUGUACCAUGGAAGAGUUCCUAGGGUAUAUUCAACUUGGGCUAGAUGCAAUGCCCAGACCUGGGGAAUACGGACAAUCAAACCAGAACUAGAAUCACCGGUUCAUACACCGAAACGGUGUAAACGAAAAACCAAACACGACGCUGUUCAUCCGGUAUCCUGUACUCGGUUGCAACCGAUCACACCCACUGACACGCUUUCAUCCUGCCGCCUCUGCCGCUGCACAGAACUCCAGCUACAGAAGAAGAAGAGCGCCCCGUCUCCGCCGCCGUCGGCCGCUGCAACUGCCACCGUUGUCACCUCCCCUCCGGCCACUGACAGUGUUCAGUCCACUGCUCAGAAGCAGACCGGGCGACAGGAGCUGGAAGAGCUCGUGGCCGCCAAGGCUAACACUUCAAGAACUGCAAGUGCGCCGAGCCAAGCUCAGGCUCGCCGCCGGCCUGCCCCGGCAGCCACGUCCCUGCCGAUGGCGUUCUGCAGCGCGUUGGAGGAGGCGAUCAACACGUUCGUCGACCCGCCUGCGCUGCGACCGUCCGUGGACCCGCGGAACGUGCUGUCGACCAACUUCGCUCCAGUGGACGAGCUGCCGCCGACGCCCUGCCCCGUCGUGCGCGGCGCCAUCCCGCGCUGCCUCGCCGGAGGGGCCUACAUCCGCAACGGACCCAACCCGCAGCACCUCCCGCGUGGGCCGCACCACCUCUUCGACGGCGACGGCAUGCUGCACUCGCUCCUCCUCCCGACGGCGGAGUCGCCGUCGUCGGACCCCGUCCUGUGCUCGCGCUACGUGCAGACGUACAAGUACCUCGUGGAGCGUGACGCGGGAGCGCCGGUCAUGCCGAACGUCUUCUCGGGAUUCCACGGCGUGGCCGGGCUGGCGCGCGGCGCCGUCGUGGCGGCCAGAGUACUCACUGGGCAGAUGAACCCAGCCGAGGGCGUGGGGCUCGCUAACACCAGCCUCGCCUUCUUCGGCGGCCGCCUCUACGCGCUUGGCGAGUCGGAUCUCCCGUACACCGUGCGCGUCAACCCGGCCACCGGCGAGGUGACCACGCACGGCCGGUGCGACUUCGGCGGCCGUCUCUUCAUGGGCAUGACAGCUCACCCGAAGAAAGACCCCGUCACCGGCGAGGUCUUCGCGUUCCGGUACGGCCCCGUGCCGCCGUUCGUCACCUACUUCCGGUUCGACCCGGCCGAGAACAAGGGCCCCGACGUGCCCAUCUUCUCAGUGCAUCAGCCGUCGUUCCUGCACGACUUCGCCGUCACGGAGCGGUACGCCAUCUUCCCGGAGAUACAAAUCGUCAUGCAGCCCAUGGGCAUGGUGGCGGGCGGCGCACCCGUUGGGUCUGACGCCGGCAAGGUGCCCCGGCUCGGCGUGCUCCCCAAGUACGCCACGGACGAGUCGGAGAUGCGGUGGUUCGAGGUGCCGGGGUUCAACAUAAUGCACUCACUGAACGCGUGGGAGGAGGCCGACGGCGAGGAGCUGGUGCUGGUGGCGCCCAAUGUCCUGUCCGUGGAGCACGCGCUGGAGCGCAUGGAGCUCGUGCACUCCUGCGUCGAGAAGGUGCGCAUCAACCUGCGCACGGGCGCCGUGUCGCGCACCCCGCUCUCGGCGGGGAACCUCGACUUCGGCGUGAUCCACCCGGGCUACCUCGGCCGGCGAAACCGGUACGGGUACCUCGGCAUCGGCGACCCCAUGCCGAAGGUCUCAGGGCUGGCCAAGCUGGACCUCGACCGCGCCGGCACGGGCGACUGCACGGUAGCGCGGCGCGAUUUUGGGCCCGGGUGCUUCGCGGGGGAGCCGUUCUUCGUCCCCGACAACGUGGAGGGGGACGGCAACGAGGACGACGGCUACUUGGUGUGCUACGUCCACAACGAGCGCACCGGCGAGAACCAGUUCGUGGUGAUGGACGCGAGGUCGCCGCAGCUGGACAUCGUCGCCGAGGUGGAGCUGCCCGCGCGCGUCCCCUACGGCUUGUCACGCAGGCCGAGCUCCAGGCGCAGCAACAAUAAUGAUCAAAGCACCAAACAUUCGUCUGAGGAUCUGUAG